Molecule: messenger RNA, 648 nt
Organism: Topomyia yanbarensis
Lineage: Eukaryota; Metazoa; Arthropoda; Insecta; Diptera; Culicidae
Exons: 2
Coding region: 94-648 (184 amino acids)
Source: RefSeq, a predicted model, not a curated record
UCCGGACAGAAUCAUUGCAGCUUUGUGUUUGCCCAGGAUCAUCCUUUCGCAGUAAUUUGGCAAGAAGGGAUUGUUCGAGUGAAAUACAUCUGUAUGGAUGACUUUCGCAUCAGCAAGUACUGUGACGAACGCUUAAUUAUCGGCAAUGAAGACCGGUGGGAGCGACGAAGGAACAACCAACGGCCAAAUAGAGAGCGCGACGUUUCCGGCUUUGGGACGACGGCUGCGAGCAUCAAAAGUGGCGAUGCCCCGCAGGACUAUGCUGUCAACAGUGCCAACAACCCGGUCGGUUUUGCCGAGGAUAGAAAUCAGUGGAACUACGACGAUAAGAACUACUCCGAUGAUGACAACGGCGACGGCGACGGUGACGACGGUUCGAAUGAUGACGAACCCGAAGAGUACGGUUAUGAUGACAAUGACCCUAGAGGUGAACCUCGGGCGGAAGCGCUGCAACAGGGCCAGCAGCAAAUCCAGCAGAUGCAUUCGUUCCAUAAUCUGAAAAUCCUGAAAGCGCUACCGGGCGAGGAAGUGGCAGUUAAUGAGACGGAAAAUCGGCGGAAGCUAGACGCGGAUGCGGCCAACCGGCAGAGCCACAGGCAGCGGCAGAAAGUUUUUUCCCAGGUAGGUGGCACUUUUGUUUCUCAGUAG